Sesamum indicum (sesame) is the source of this 4635-nucleotide messenger RNA. NCBI's taxonomy places the organism in Eukaryota, Viridiplantae, Streptophyta, Magnoliopsida, Lamiales, Pedaliaceae. The record is from RefSeq and is a predicted model, not a curated record.
AUAAAACAGAGGCGCACAUAUAAAUGUAAGAAGCAAGUGAUGAUCUUGGACGACUCCAACUUCUCUCUUUGCCCUCUCACUUCAGCGCCAGCUAAGCAUUCUCUCCUCUCCAAUUUUCUUCAAAUUAACCAGCUAAGUAUUAAACAUCGAGUGAUACUAAUUUCCUGCUUGCUCUCUGUAAUCUGGGGGUACAGUUUACGUUUUUCUUGUUAUUCAUCUCCAACAAAAACCCAUUGAAUUUCCACGAACCCAAGCAGAAAAAUAUACUAAUUCAGACCAGAUUGAUUUGUUUGGUGAAGAGAUACAAGUUCUAAACAAAUGGGUCAUAGUUCGAAGAAGAAGAAAAAGCGGGGAGGAGGGGCAGGGCGCAGGGCGCAGUCUAAGGACCAUCAUUCAAUUGCCGGCGCUGACUCCGAAAUUGCAGCUGAAGAACUCACUGCCUUGUGCGCUAUAUUUCAAGAGGAUUGCAAAAUUGUUUCUGAAUCACCUCCUCAAGUUAACAUCAAGCUCAGGCCAUACUCAAAGGAUACAGGAUACGAAGAUUCUGAUGUUUCUGCUCUGCUUUCAGUGAGAUGUGUGCAAGGUUAUCCAUUCAAAUGCCCGAAGCUGCAGAUAGUACCAGAGAGAGGAUUAUCAAAGACUGAUGCUGAUAACCUUCUAUCUCUACUUUAUGAUCAGGCUAAUUCUAAUGCUAGAGAAGGACGUGUGAUGAUUUACAAUUUAGUGGAGGCUGCGCAAGAGUUCUUGUCUGAAAUUAUUCCACAAGGGCAGCCACAUGAAUCUGUUGUAUGCCAUGAUACUGAUAAGAGUAACCAGCUCGCUCAGAAGGAUGCUACUACCUCAAGUGGCAAGAUCUGUUUCUCUGGAGGACAUUUUGUCUAUGGUCAUUUAGAUCUUUUCAGUGGUUCUGGGGAGUUGUGGCAGUGGAACCUGGGAAUGGAAGAGAACAGCAAGAUUGGUCCUUCUCAGAUAUUCGACAGUUUGAAAACUGAAAACGUCACUUUGCAAAAUCAAAUGGACAUGCAUAUGAAACCGUCAGUGGUGGAAAGUGAUAAGGCAGGGCAUGCAUAUGGCCAUUCAUUAAGAUUAGGACCCCUUGAAGAAGAGAGUGAAGAUGAAACAAAAAGUGACUCAAGCAAUGGUGAAUCAGUUGGAAAUGGUACUGUUGGCUAUGCAAAGGAUAUUUUUGUGGAAGGAAAUUUUACAGAAACUGAUUUUGGUGAUUUGGAUAGUGGUUCAGAGUCCUCAUCCUCUGACUCUGCUGCUUACGAUCAACCACAGACUGUGAAGAGAGAUUUACUCCUGGCCCACUUGCUUCGUCUUGCUUGUGCCGCUGAAGGACCACUUGGUGAUGCUUUGCCCCAGAUAACAUCGGAGCUCCUCAAUCUAGGGAUUCUUUCCGAAGGUGUGCGAGAUAUGGCUAUGAAACCAUCAUCAUCCUUUGACAAGACAUUUCAUCGUGUAUUCAGGAAACAUAUUGGUUCAUCAACAAUCACUCACUUCUGGAAAACUGCUUCUGAUUUUGGAGGACAAAGUUCUUCAUUUCCAAGUUCCAGAUAUUUAAACGACUUUGAUGAGCUUCAACCUAUCGGUCAUGGAGGAUUUGGUCAUGUUGUGUUAUGCAAGAAUAAGCUAGAUGGUAGGCAUUAUGCUGUGAAGAAGAUUCGGUUAAAGGACAAGAGCCUGCCUGUAGACGACCGCAUAUUGAGAGAAGUUGCCACUCUUUCUCGGUUGCAGCAUCAGCAUGUUGUUCGGUACUACCAGGCUUGGUAUGAAACUGGAGCUGUAGGAAUUGAUGCCAAUACUGUGUGGGGUUCCAAAACUGGAAUGAGCUCCAGUUUCAGCUACAAGGACACAGGUUCUUCAGACCAGUUUGGAAAUGAAAAUAAGCUUGAGACAACAUACCUUUAUAUCCAGAUGGAAUACUGCCCGAGGACACUGAGGCAAAUGUUUGAAUCUUAUAACCACCUUGAUAAAGAACUUGCAUGGCAUUUAUUCCGCCAAAUUGUGGAAGGCCUGGCACAUAUACAUGGACAAGGAAUCAUCCAUCGUGAUUUGACUCCUAAUAACAUCUUUUUUGAUGCUCGCAAUGAUAUCAAAAUUGGGGAUUUUGGUCUUGCUAAGUUUUUGAAGCUGGAGCAAGUGGAUCAGGAUGUGGAUGCUACUGAAACGGUUGGAGUCUCUAUCGAUGGUACAGGUCAAGUUGGCACUUAUUUCUACACUGCUCCUGAAAUAGAGCAAGGGUGGCCAAAGAUCAAUGAGAAGGCUGAUAUGUACAGCUUAGGAAUUGUGUUUUUUGAACUGUGGCAUCCAUUUGACACAGCAAUGGAGAGACAUGUUGUGCUUUCUGAUCUAAAACUGAAGGGAGAGUUACCUUCUGGUUGGGUCUCUGAAUUUCCAGAACAGGCAUCCUUGUUACGACGCUUGAUGUCCCCAAGUCCAUCAGAUCGUCCAUCAGCCACAGAACUUCUUAAGAGUGCUUUUCCACCUCAAAUGGAGUACGAAUUGCUAGAUAAUAUGUUACGGACAAUUCAUAGUUCUGAAGACACAAGUAUGUACGAAAAAAUUGUGUCUGCAAUUUUUGAUGAAGACACAUUAAGCACAAAGGACAAUCAUGAGAAUGUUGGAAGAUUGAAAUUGAAUGAAGAUGAUACUUCAUCAACUAUUUUCGCAGAUUUGGACACUGCUAACCGUGACCUGGUAGUGGAUAUUGCUAUAGAAGUUUGUAGACAGCACUGUGCAAAGCAUUUGGAGGUCAUACCAAUCAGAAUGUUAGGUGAUUGCCCGCAAGUAAAUAGGUAUACUGUUAAAUUGUUAACGCAUGGAGGAGACAUGGUUGAGUUUUGCCACGAGCUACGCUUUCCCUUUGUGAAAUGGAUUAUUGCAAAGCAGAAAUCAUUUUUCAGGCGGUAUGAAAUAUCAUAUGUAUACAGAAAAGCAGUUGGCCAUUCACCUCCAAAUAGGUACCUUCAGGGGGACUUUGACAUUGUUGGAGGAGCAACUUCAUUGACAGAGGCAGAGGUCAUAAAGGUGACCAUGGACAUUGUCACUAGGUUUUUCCAUUCAGAAUCAUGUGACAUACAUUUAAAUCAUGGGGACUUAUUGGAAGCAAUAUGGUCUUGGACAGGAAUACAAUCGGAGUAUAGACAGAAAGUAGCUGAGCUUCUCUUGCUUUUGGGUUCUUUGCCUCCUCAGUCCUCUGAAAGAAAAUCAAAGUGGGUGGUAAUUAGGCGUCAACUCCGACAGGAACUUGGUCUUGCUGAUGAUGCUUUAAAUAGGUUACAAACUGUAGGAUUAAGGUUCUGCGGGACUGCAGAUCAGGCACUUCCCAGAUUAAGGGGUGCUCUGCCUGCAGAUAAAUCCACACGCAAGGCACUUGAUGAGUUGGCAGAGCUUUUCAACCACUUAAGAGUUUGGAAGAUUGAUAGACAUGUCUUUCUUGAUGCACUUAUGCCACCAACUGAAUUUUAUCAUAGGAACUUGUACUUCCAGAUAUAUUUAAGGAAAGAUAACAAUCCUGUAUCACUGAUGGAAGGAACACUGCUUGCCCUUGGUGGUCGAUAUGAUUAUUUGCUUCACCAGAUGGCUGAUUCUGAACGUAAAUCAAGUCCUCCUGGUGCAGUUGGGACUAGUAUUGCUCUGGAGACUAUUUUGUUACAUUCUUCUGUUGAUAGUAAAUCUUAUAGAAAUGACAUUGGCAUUAAUGUGCUUGUCUGUUCAAGAGGAGGUGGUGGCUUAUUAGUCGAGCGCAUGGAACUAGUGGCUGAACUGUGGGAGGAGAAUAUUAAGGCAGAGUUUGUCCCCUUGCGUGAUCCAAGCCUCACUGAACAAUAUGAAUAUGCGAGCGAGCAUGAUAUCAAAUGUCUUAUUGUCAUCACUGACUCUGGUGUUUCACAGAAAAGUUCAGUAAAGGUCCGGCAUUUAGAGCUCAAAAAAGAGAAGGAAGUUGAGAGAGAAAACCUUGUUAAAUUUCUAUCAGAUGCAAUGGCUAUUCAAUUCAGAAACCCAUCCAUCUGGAGCUAGGUCAGAUCGAAUUGUCCAGCUUAGGGAUUAUGGAAGCAGCAAAAGGUUUUCGUGAAUACCUCAAAAAAUACUCUAAUUAUAUGGAACUCGCUAUAGAAGAGGUCACAUGGAAGUAGACUGAGUCAGCUUUCACUGUAUCUAGAUAUAUAUUGCUUAUGAGAGGCUCUCCAACAUCCACGAAAGUGAAAAAGAAGGCAAAUGAAGAAAUUCCUUCUUGAUCAUUUUCAUAGAGGGGGAUGGAGAAAGUGGACAAACAGACUCGCAUUUCUCAUCGAAGAUAGCUUUGUAGAAACACUGAUCCUUUGAUGUGAGAAUUCUGACGGUAACAUCUUGUACAGUGAUGACAUUUCGAUUCAGGUGAUCUAUUUGGAGUUUUUGCUCAAGUUUCAGGUUGGUAAUAGCAGAUCCAUUGUACAGAAAUUAAAGAUUGAAAAGGGUUUCCAAUUUUUGUUAAACGGAUGGUAGCUUAGAGUAUGUGCAUUUUUCACGGCAAGAUGUUAACCACUCGUGAUUUUUUUUUAAUGUAUUUCGUGAAUAACAGAAGUUGGUGAUGCUGAUGAAAUUUUGUAACUGUUUUUAACCACUGAUUUAGGAACAUAUUCUCAAUUUCUA